UGAUUCUGUCGAAGUAUAUAAGACCGGAGUGGUUCCUCUUACGAUCAUCAGUUUGCUUUGUCAAUUGUAAUCGAAAGUAACCAUGAAACUUAUCUUUGCUUGUUUGGCUGUGCUUGCCGUUGGCUCCAUCAGUGCCACCCCAAUCUUGGGUAAUCUGGGCAACACACUUGGAGGUGUUGUAGGAACAGCAAACGGAGUUGUUAGCUCUGUUACCGGUGUUGUGGGCAAUUUGUCAAAAUCUCUCAAUGGAAUCGUUGCCAAUGUUCAAGGCGUACUCUCCCAAUUAGGCGAUGCCGUUGGAUCCAUUGUCAAAAUUGUACAGAAACUACUUGAAACUAUCACCGCCGCUUUGGACGAUAUCGUUGCCAAAAUCCAAGGACUUAUUCCACUCAGCGAGUGCGGUGGUCUUACCGAUGUUGUUGGUGGUCUUGUUGGCAAUGUUGGAUCCGCUCUCAACGACGUUGUUGCCUCUGUAGGAGGAAUUCUAGACAAUGUCACUGGCAGUGUUGAUGAACUCGUUGCCCAACUUGACGGUCUUCUCAACAACCUCCUUUGUGCCGUACAAGAUCUUCUCGCCACAGUCGUCGCAGCCGUUACCGAACUCCUCAGCCAAGUCAGUGCUGCAGUUGAUCAAGCACUUGCUGAACUCCAAUUGGCUCUCCGAUCGGUCAUCCAAAUCGUUGACGAAACCUUGGCUGCAUUAUUGGCCAAGCUCCAAGACAGCGCAAUCGGUGCUGCUUUGGACGGACUUUUCGCACAACUCUCCGUUAUUGUUAACGAACUUGUCAAAGAAGUGAGCUGUCUUGCUGAUAACAUCAUCGCAAGCGUACGAGACGCUCUAACCAGCUUACAAGCUACUUUGAACGAAAUCCUUGCCAAUCUUCAAGGUUCAUUGGGCAGCCUUGGACUCGAAUGCUCAGCCUAAAUCGAUGAGCUGCCGAAUUCACGUAUCGACAACUGGUUAAACUUAAUUGAAAUUUGAACUUGAAAUUAGUUUGUUUCUACUUUAGCAAAUAAAUAAAUUAAAAACUGCA
Molecule: messenger RNA, 1034 nt
Organism: Bradysia coprophila
Lineage: Eukaryota; Metazoa; Arthropoda; Insecta; Diptera; Sciaridae
Source: RefSeq, a predicted model, not a curated record